AUGGCCGCUGGAGAUGCAGCAUUGCAGGCCAUGGGAUACGAUCAGGAGCUGCACAGAUCGUUCUCUCUCAUAGGCGUCAUCGGGUUCUCCUUCAGUAUUGUUACGUGCUGGACUGCUCUCGCUGGUACCAUGACAGUUGGCAUCGAGGCAGGCGGCCCUCCGGUCAUGGUCUGGUCAUGGAUUGCCGUGUCCGUCUGCGCCCUUGCCGUCGCCCUGUCCUUUGCCGAGUGCUGCGCUCAGUACCCCGUCGCCGGCGGCCAGUACUCGUGGGUCGCAGCGAUCGCGCCAAAACGGUUCGCCCGUGGCAUGUCCUGGGUGACGGGCUGGUUCAUGCUGAUUGGCCUCAUUGCCAUUGGGGCCGUCAACAACUUUAUUGGCGCAAACUUCAUUCUCGGGCUGGCGAAUCUGGUCAACCCCGACUAUGUAAUCGAGCGAUGGCAUACCACGUUGCUCUGUUAUCUCAUCAUUCUAAUCUUUGGCAUCAACAACAUCUUUGCGCCCCGCCUGCUCGACGGCCUGUCCAAGUUCUUGUUAUUCUGGAACAUUUUGUCCUUCUUCGCCGUUACCAUAACCAUGGUUGCAACUUGCAAGGAGUACCAGUCGCCAUCUUUCGUCUUCACUUCUUACCGGAACGAUACAGGCCUCAAUCCUGCUCUUGCCGUUAUUGCUGGACUUUUGCAGUCUUUGUUCGGCAUGUGCUGCUACGAAGCUCCGGCACACAUGGUCGAGGAGCUCCGCAACCCUACCCGUGAUGCCCCCAUCGCCAUGGUUACUGCGGUACUUUUGGGAAGCGUGACCGGAUUAUGCUUUCUCGUCGCCAGCUUCUUUUGUGUUGGUGAUAUUGACUCGGUGGCCAAUUCUUCCACCGGCGUACCGCUGAUACAAAUCUUGUACAAUUGUACGCAGUCCAUUGGAGGUACCUGCGUGCUGUCGAGCAUGAUUAUAGUCAUUGUGCUGUUUUGUGCAAACAGCCUCAUGGCCGAGACCUCCCGAUCCGUCUAUGCCUUUGCCCGCGACCGCGCCUUGCCCUUUUCCAAGACGUUCAGUGCCGUGCAUCCAAGGCUGGCAAUACCUGUGCCUGCGAUUCUAUUGACAAUGGUGGGACAGGCAGUGUUGAACACCAUAUAUAUUGGCAGCUACACUGGUUUCAACACGGUUGUAUCCAUUUCUACGCAAGGGUUCUACAUCUCGUACGCCAUGCCGCUUGUGGCCAGGCUCAUGUCCGAGAUUGGAAGUGACGCAAAGCCGAUGAGGCAUCCAAAGUAUAGCCUCGGACGCUGGAGCUUACCCAUCAACCUUUUUGGUGCCGUAUUUCUUAUCGUGGCGUCCAUCAGUUUCAGCUUUCCAAGCGAAGGCCCCGUCACGGCUGACAACAUGAAUUAUUCCUCGGCGGCUAUCGCUGUAAUAAUGCUAAUUUCAUUGGCUACCUGGGUCUGUGGUGGAAGGAAGAACUAUUCCAUACCAAACUUUAUCGAUAUUAUUGAUAGUGUCGAUAGCAGCAACACAGAGGGUGGGGAGCACGGCGUUGUUACAACUUCUGAAAAGGUAGAGGCCUCGUCUGCAAAGUCAAGCACAUAG
This is a messenger RNA of Pestalotiopsis fici W106-1, 1578 nucleotides long. RefSeq lists its product as uncharacterized. The coding region runs from base 1 to 1578 and encodes 525 amino acids. The transcript has 2 exons. The record is from RefSeq and is a predicted model, not a curated record. Gene Ontology annotation, molecular function: transmembrane transporter activity. Gene Ontology annotation, biological process: transmembrane transport. Lineage: Eukaryota; Fungi; Ascomycota; Sordariomycetes; Amphisphaeriales; Sporocadaceae. Gene Ontology annotation, cellular component: membrane.